UGUGUGCGGCGGUGAGAGCUUGGCCGUCACUCCCUGCGGAUUUUUUGUCUAAUUCCUUAGGAUUAGAAAGCUCUAGGCAGUAAAGAAGCAGUGUUUUGAGUGCAGGUCGCGAUCUCUGAGAAAAACAGCGAGUGAGGAGGAAAGCAGAGUUACAGUUAACGAGUAUCGCUUCACUUAUGCGAGUGCUCUUUUGACACAAAUAAGGGUCAAGUACUCCUGAGUGCACGGAUAGGUAAUACACAAGGGACUGGAAGUGCGUAAGAAGAGAUGGUGAUAAGAGGAGAAGCUGAAGGGUUAGUCACAUAGUGUGAAUGGCAGCCACUGGCUUCUGAGGACGUCAGCCUUAAGUUUCCAGAUUCCACACGCUGAUCCUAAUCAUUGUACCUGUCCCUGGUUGAGAAUUAUAUCUUAACUUGCACAGACUUCAGACUUGAGUGUUAAAGACGAAUGGGUUCUUCGCUCUGUUAGCAAGGCAUAAUGGUUAGCUCAAUCAAUGACGGUAUUUUUUGUUUGGUGUUACUUAACUGUGCUUAUCAAAUAGCCCUAAGGUGUGCAGGUUUGGGCACCUCAUGGGACAUAAAGAGGACACAGAAGGAUGUAGGAGGACAUAAAAGUAUUAGAGACUGUCCAGAGGAGGGCUGUGAAGGUGGUGGAGGGUCUGCAAGGCAAGGUAUGUGGGUAGGGGCUGAGGUCCUUUGGUUCCUUCAGCCCAGAGCAGAGAAGGCUGAGGGGAGGCCUCAUGGCAGCCUGCAGCUCCUCACAAGGAAGUCAUCUGAAAAAUGGCACUGUAGAGAACAGCGUGGUUGAGCAAAGUUAGUGCUGCUUUGCAAGGGGUUAGGGAGCAGGCCAAAACUGGGAGGGAGAUGACUGCGGUGAAAAGUGUGACUGCAACCUACGAAAUCUUUGAUGGCAGAGAGGAUUGAAUACUCACUGCCUCUUCCAGCACAGGAACUCUAAGCUGACUGAUAGGAGCCAGUUUUGAAACAAGUGGGUGCUGCUCUUCAGCUCUUCAAGUGGCGUGUAGUAGGGCUAAUCCAAUGCCAAGGAAUACUGCCUGUGCUAGAAGUUUAUGUUAUUAUAAGUAGAGUCUGGACUUAUAAUACUUACUCUAUAAGAAGAGUUUGGAGGAGAUCUGUUGAAGGAAGAGGUGUUAGUAAAUACAUGUAUUGCAUUGAGCUCACUGAGUGUUUUGCCCUGCAAAUAGUUGGAGACUGGGAGAGUGUGGAAAAAGUAUCCUCUAUACCUGCCCUGUUCUUGCUUUCCUGGAGGUGGUGAGUUACUGUAGCGCUGCUGCUUUCUUUCGUGGAGAACGUGGAUAAAUAAGUCAAGAUACUUUCUUAUCUGACCUCUGAUGGUGUUUUUUUGAGUAAGCAUGACAGUGUUGACAAAAGCUGUUUUAUGAAGGAAAGGGAGCACAGCUGCCAUUAGCCGGGGCUGGGAGUUGUCUUCUCUGCAGCUGCAGUCACCCCAAGGGACAGCACACAUAACAGGACAUAUGUAAUGCGGUACCCUCAGCUCCUGCAGCAGGAAGAUGUGGAAACAGGAGUCCAUCUUGAUCCUGCUAUUAAGGAGGUUCAGUACAAUCCUACUUACGAGACCAUGUUUGCACCUGAGUUUGGACCAGAAAACCCAUUUAGGACUCAGCAAAUGGCUGCACCUAGAAAUAUGCUCUCUGGAUAUGCGGAACCGGCUCACAUCAACGAUUUCAUGUUUGAGCAACAACGAAGGACAUUUGUAACCUAUGGCUAUGCAUUAGACCCCUCUAUAGACAACCCUGAAGUUGCUACCAAGUAUAUUGGCUCUGUAGAAGAAGCUGAAAAAAAUCAAGGUUUAACAGUGUUUGAAACAGGGCAAAAGAAAAUUGAAAAAAGGAAGAAAUUCAAGGAGAAUGAUGCAUCUAACAUUGAUGGCUUUCUGGGACCAUGGGCCAAGUAUGUUGAUGAAAAAGAAGUAGCCAAACCUUCAGAAGAAGAACAGAAGGAGUUGGAUGAAAUAACAGCUAAGAGGCAGAAGAGAGGAAAACUAGAAGAUGAUAAACCUGGAGAGGAGAAGACUAUAUUACAUGUUAAGGAAAUGUAUGACUAUCAGGGGAGAUCUUACCUUCACGUUCCUCAAGAUGUUGGAGUUAAUCUUCGUUCUACAAUGCCACCUGAGAAGUGCUAUCUUCCAAAGAAACAAAUCCAUGUAUGGUCUGGACAUACAAAGGGAGUCAGUGCAGUUAGGUUGUUUCCUCUGUCUGGGCAUAUGCUGUUGUCUUGCUCUAUGGACUGCAAAAUUAAGCUGUGGGAAGUAUAUGGUGAUCGAAGAUGUCUACGGACGUUUAUUGGACAUGGGAAAGCCGUUCGAGACAUCUGUUUUAAUAACGCUGGCACUCGAUUUCUUAGUGCUGCAUACGACCGCUACAUUAAACUGUGGGACACUGAAACAGGACAGUGUAUUUCAAGAUUCACAAAUAGGAAGGUUCCUUAUUGUGUCAAGUUCAAUCCCGAUGAAGACAAACAAAAUCUCUUUGUUGCAGGAAUGUCAGAUAAGAAAAUUGUGCAGUGGGAUAUUCGGAGCGGUGAGAUUGUGCAGGAAUAUGAUAGACAUUUGGGAGCUGUCAACACCAUUGUGUUUGUGGAUGAAAAUAGAAGAUUUGUGAGUACAUCCGAUGACAAAAGUUUAAGAGUCUGGGAAUGGGACAUUCCUGUAGACUUCAAGUAUAUUGCUGAGCCAAGUAUGCAUUCGAUGCCAGCCGUGACUUUGUCUCCAAAUGGGAAAUGGUUGGCUUGCCAGUCGAUGGAUAACCAAAUUCUGAUUUUUGGAGCUCAGAACAGAUUCAGAUUAAACAAAAAGAAGAUCUUCAAAGGUCACAUGGUAGCUGGCUACGCAUGUCAAGUGGAUUUUUCACCUGAUAUGAGCUAUGUGAUAUCUGGAGAUGCAGAUGGAAAGCUUAACAUCUGGGACUGGAAGACCACAAAACUCUACAGCAGAAUAAAAGCACAUGAUAAAGUCUGCAUUGGGGCAGUCUGGCAUCCACACGAAACAUCCAAAGUCAUUACGUGCGGCUGGGAUGGUCUCAUUAAACUGUGGGAUUAAAGAGGCUGCUGCAAGGAUCUGAAGUUGUAAGCCCUGAGAUCUGAGGUUGGAGUGAAUUCUGCUGUAAGGACAGGUAGACGUUUUGUGACGUAGCUGUUCGCAGUUGGCUGUAUGUAUGCUCUGAAAGUGGGAAAUCUUCAGAAUGCUUGACUCAAGGGAUAUUAUUCUAAAUGCAACACCUGGCUCUGAGAAUCUGAAACGUGCAGCAUCCAGUGUCAGUUUGUCCUGUCACCUUCUGUGCAAAAUACUCCUGUAAAAUAAAAUAAACUUAAGAAAAACUAUUUCUGUGGCUCUGGCUGUCAGAGAUGUGGGGAGUUAAAGGAGAAAGACAGCAACUGUGUCAUCUUCCUAAGAAGAAAUCGUUGAUACCUACUGUGGCAGAGCUGGAAGUAGAGCAUUUGUUUAUGUUUUUUGGUUGGUAUUUUAUUCUCCCUAAAAUACUUCUACCUUUCUGGAACACAAAAUCAGUUGCUAAUGAUGUCUGUUAAUUCACAGUAGAAAUGAAGAACUAAUCAGAAGUGCACAGCCCUCAAUUAGACUGUUAUCAACUGAAGCCUGUAUUCGUAAAAUCUUGGUUCGUCUGCAUUUAACAACUGUAUCACGCUGAGCACUGAGUGUCAUUGUUACAGGUACCCCCCGGUUUCUCUGUAAGGGUUGGGUACCAGGUGUUUUUCCUCUUCCCAUUGGCUGCUAAGUUCCAGUAAGCAUGACUUUAAAAAACAAACACGACAACACAGUGGAUAGGUUGUAUUAUAAGUAAGUUCCAGGCAGUUUGUGACAAUUAACUGUGACAAUUUACAUGUAUACAUGCCACACUUUCUCCUCUCUUUAAAAGACUUAUUUUUAAUAAAACAUUUUAUAAAGAAA
Molecule: messenger RNA, 3945 nt
Organism: Gallus gallus (chicken)
Lineage: Eukaryota; Metazoa; Chordata; Aves; Galliformes; Phasianidae
Gene: CDC40
Product: cell division cycle 40
Exons: 15
Coding region: 1501-3078 (525 amino acids)
Biological process (GO): mRNA splicing, via spliceosome
Cellular component (GO): catalytic step 2 spliceosome
Molecular function (GO): mRNA binding; protein binding
Source: RefSeq, a predicted model, not a curated record